Messenger RNA from Scleropages formosus (Asian bonytongue), 6167 nucleotides. Its product is annotated as GTPase-activating protein and VPS9 domain-containing protein 1-like. The record is from RefSeq and is a predicted model, not a curated record. The coding region runs from base 265 to 4419 and encodes 1384 amino acids. Gene Ontology annotation, biological process: vesicle-mediated transport; regulation of GTPase activity. Gene Ontology annotation, molecular function: guanyl-nucleotide exchange factor activity; small GTPase binding. The transcript is spliced from 27 exons. Gene Ontology annotation, cellular component: endocytic vesicle; cytosol. NCBI's taxonomy places the organism in Eukaryota, Metazoa, Chordata, Actinopteri, Osteoglossiformes, Osteoglossidae.
GCGCGUGCGAAUGUGUUUGCGCGGGCGUGGCGCGCUUUCCGCGGUGGCAGCUGGUCCCGCACACAGCGAGCCCUAGGUCAGGUGAAGGGAGGCAGCUGGUCGGGGAGUGGACGCGCGCGCGCGGCGCUCCUGAGGCGAACGAGAGGGAAAAGUAAAGCGGAGACUUUAGGCAAGAGAAGCAAGAAAACCGAACAAAAAAGUGAAGUAAGAGGAGUCCGGGCACACUUCAAACAGUUGUCCCACCUUCUGGUGGACCUCGCAAAGAUGGCACAGCUGACAGUCCACACCCUAGCCCACCAUCUAAAGCAGGAGCGACUUUAUGUGGCCUCGGAGAAGCAGCUCAUCCAGAGGCUCAACACAGAGGUGCUUAAAACUGCUGAGAAGUUGUACCAGGCAGCAUGGAUUGCCAGGCAGCAGAGGGUCAACCUUGACCAGCUGAACCUCACAAGCGCUGACAUGCCCCCUGCCGAGUGCUGCCACAGUGCUCAGCUCUUGGAGGACACUCAGUUCAUAGAUGCACACAGGGUGCUGGGCUUCCAGGAGGGGGCCUACGGCAAGCUGCUGCGCCGCUUACAAGAGGACCCCCGACUGCUGGCCUGCUGCUUGGCAGUAGGGCAGAAGCUGAGCCUGGAAUGUGUGCCAAUCUCCGUGCAGACGGUGUUCACCUCACUUUAUGGUGGCUGUGUCACACAGGAGGAUGAGGUCUACUUGCUACAGGUGCUUCGCUACCUGGUGGAGGUGGAGCUUCAGGAGAGCAGGGACGCAAUCCGGCUGCUGCAUCGUCGCUCCUGCGCCUUCAGCUUGGUCUUUCGCCUCUUUUCUGAGGGGCUGUACUCUGCCAGGUUGUUCCUAACAGCUGCCCUGCACGGACCUGUCAUGGAGUUGCUAGUGGACGAUGAGGACCACCUAGAAACGGACCCUGGAAAACUGCUGGAGCGCUUGGAGCCAGCGCAGCGGGAGCGCAGGGGUUGGGCCAAGGCAACUGCCGAGGGCAAUGCAGUCAAGUUGGCGGCCCUUGUGAGCCGCUUUGCCAACUCCUUGCGCAGCAGUGCCCGUUGCUUCCCUCCCGGGUUGCGCUGGGUGCUCGCGCAGGUGCACCAAAUGCUGCUGGCCCGGGUGGGAGUCCAGGGAACAGGGUCAGUAGGGGAGGAAGAAGCGCGUGCUGUAUGUUCCCGGCUCCUUUUCGCCAACUUUUUGUGCCUUGCCAUCAUGAACCCUGAGCAAUAUGGAGUCAUCUCUGAUGCACCUGUCAAUGAGGCCGCCCGCUUCAAUCUCAUGCAGGUGGCCCAGUUGCUACAGCAGCUAGCCAUGGCAAACCCCAGUGAUGGAGACCCUCAGCGGAAGUGUGUCCUGUCCAAGGUGGAUAAAAGCAAUGUGACGGCCUUCCUGGACAUUGUAAUUGGUGGAGGGGUUUCAGAGAGCCCACCAACAUCUUCCACAGACCUUCUUGAAGGACUGACGAGGACUGCCGUAUAUAUGACCCAGAGCCAGCUCUACGCGCUGGUGGACUUUGUGCGUGGGGUGGCAGCGGUAGGUAACCUAUGUGAGGAGGACCAGCUCACCCUGGAGAGCCUGCUGUCUGAAGUGCCCCAAUCCCCCAUUGGUAGCUGCGGGAGUCUGGAACGAACCCCACCCUCCCUGGUCUCUCCAAACAGGAAGAGUAAAGUGUCUCUAGCAACUCCCCUCAGCCGCAGUGCCCUGGCUCUGGAUGGCGAGCUGGACACCAACCUUCAGGAGGUCACGCAGGAAGGGAUGCCAGAAGAAGUGCUAGUUAUCUCGCUGGGAGUUACCUCACAAACCAUUCCUGGGAUGAUGUCUGAGACCGAGGUACUUGCCUUGCAGGUGGGAAAUGGCGCUGAGGAUGCUUCAGUUCUUGACAACUUGGAGCUCUGCAGCAAGGCAGAAAAGGAGCAACGAUUCUCACCGGAUGAUGCCCCAAGUGAGGGGAUGCGGAACCGCUCCAGCUCUGACUCCUCUCUGGACUUGGAGGUGGAGUCUGUGUCGGAGAGAGAGGAGCGCAUGCCUGAGAGCAGCGCAGGUGCCGAGGCAUUGCGGGUGCUCCAGUAUGAGCACGCUGCCACAGGGGCCAUCCUAGAAGACAGGUUGCACAAGUUUGUGCUGGCAGACAACAGGGACCCCAGCGAGACUGUGAGCGAGACCUGGAGCAUGGACCCGCUGGUCAGCAACUUUGAGUUCAGUGUAGACAAGGACCGGCUAGAGGAUGUUGCAGGAGCUAUGGCGGAGCCCCCCCGAGUGAGCUUCCUGCGCUAUUCAGAGUCCUCCUCAUCCCUCAUGGACCCCUUCACCGGCACUAUUUUCUCUGAGACCGCCAGCGAUGCCUGGAGCGUGGAGGUCCUGGCCAGCGAUUCUGACACUGCUGACCUCAAACAGGAUGAGCGGCUGCAGGAGGUGGAGAGCUGCUCCGGUGUCGGCAGCGUGUCAGAUGAUGCAGAGGUCAGGGAGGUCAACAGCCGGUCCAGCACUCCGGAGCUCAGUGUCGUUUCAGGUAAUAGCGCAACAUCAGAGGACACGUCAAAAAAGGCUGAGCAUCUGCGAGUGGAGUGCAGCUCAGAGUGUGGCAGCAAAACUCUGAUGGCAGAACCCCUUCCAGAGGAACUAGACCAGAGUGAACCCACUACCACCUGUCCUCCUUCCCAGACUGACUCCCUGCUUGAGUUUAACCCCCCAUCAUCAGUGGAAGGUGUCCCAAGUGCAGUGGUUAGAGCAAAGGGAGUUGAAGGGGACCAGGCCAAGCAGCGACACUCCUUGCCAGACCGGUUCAGUCAGAUACGUGAUGCUGACAGUGAUGCCCUGGGUGCCUCCCGCCGGCCAUUCAGUGACCCUGGGCUCUGCCGGCAGGUGGCACUGCAGGGUCAUGACCUGUCUGGCAGACUCCCCACAGGGCCCUUAUCCUCUGCCACUGGGGAUUCCCUAAAGGGAGUGCUGGGGGAAAAGAAAGAGAACGAUGAAGAGAAGCUGGACCGGAGCCGGCCCUGGUGGAAGAAGCGUCUUGCAUCAGCCAUUCCAAAAGCCCACAUGGCACCAUUCCGGAAAAAGGACAAGCAGGAGAAAGAGAGUGCAGGGCAGGCCCAAGUCCAGCCAGAUGACCCCCCACCCACCCUGGCUGAAGACAUCCUGGACAAGUACAGGAACAUCAAGCGAACAAGCUGUGACGCCCCUGCGCUGGCAUACAGCAGUCCCGAGGUGCCCCAAAGGGGAGACUGUGUGGCCAAGUCAUCCAGUGGGGAGAUGUCACAGAAGAUUGCCGUAGAUGACGCACCUCAGUCUGUCCCUGAAACGCCCCGGCCUCAGCCCAUCAGGUUUCCUUUCAGCGAUGCCAAGAAAAAGCUCAGGCUGGCCCUGUCCUUGGCCGACUUUGUCAUCGUUCCCAUUAUGCCCUCUGACUCCACCUGCAAUGGUCUGUUUGACCCCACCGAACCUGAAGAUAGCGAGCUGGUCUGCUUUCUGAAGGUGCAACUGGCAGAAGCCAUCAACUUGCAGAACAAGAACCUGAUGGCCCAAAUCCAGGAGACACUGCGCUGUGUGAACCGCUUCGAUGAGGAUACCUGCAGGAAGCUGCUGGCAGAACUGGCGCAGGACUACAGGAAACGGGCACCCUACGUCGCCUACCUGACACGCUGCCGGCAGGGUUUGCAGACCUCGCAGGCGUACUUGGAGCGUCUGCUCCAGCGCGUGCUACGGGACAAGGAGGUGGUGAACCGCUGCUUCACUGGUGUCUGUGUGCGACUGCUGCUCCGGCGCAUGGAAGUCAAGAUGCUCGAGUUCACCAGAGCGUUCCAGGCCUUCACGGCAGCUGAUGAAAAGACUGCGGCCAUGGAGGAGUUCCUGCGCCAGCUGUACGGGGCAAUGGCCCAUGAUCCCAUCUGGCAGUUUGCCAGCGAGGAGCAGCUGCAGGACGCGCAGAUGGCCAUCGAGCGCACAGUCAUGAACCGCAUCUUCAAGCUGGCUUUCUAUCCCAAUCAGGAUGGCGACAUCCUGAGGGACCAGCUGCUGCAGGAACACAUAGAGCGGCUCAGCAGAGUGGUGACAGCCAACCAUCGCUCUCUCCAGAUCCCAGAGGUGUAUCUGAAGGAGGCGCCAUGGCCUUCAGCACAGGCAGAGAUCCGCACCAUGAGUAUGUACAAGACUCCGCGGGGCAAAGUGCAGUGUGUGCUGCGCAUGUGUUCCUGCAUCAUGAACCUUCUGAGCCUGGCGAACGAGGCCUCGGUGCCGGGUGCCGACGACUUUCUGCCCGUGCUAGUCUUUGUCCUCAUAAAGGCCAACCCACCCUGCCUCUUGUCCACCAUCCAGUACAUUAACAACUUCUAUGGCAGCCGACUCAGUGGGGAGGAGAGCUACUGGUGGAUGCAGUUCACAGCUGCCGUGGAGUUCAUCAAGACCAUCGAUGACCGCGAGUGAAGGAGGCGGAGCAACCAUUCGCACUGGGCACUGCAAUUCCUCCCAUGUUCGACUUACUUGUUCAGCUGUGUCCUCAGCUCUCCUCUGGUGGCAUUUAUUUAGUGUGUGAGUUGAGCGCAGCAGUAGUUUCCAGGUUCGUUCUUUGAGUCCUUUGGACAGUGCUGGGUCUCGCAAUGAACAGUCCACUUGUGUGCCACAUAUUUUACGUCAUUUAACGCUGUGUUACGGCCAAAUUUAAGAUAGAACGGUUCAGAUUAUUCAAAUGUAGCUAAUUGAGCUGAAGCCAUUAAAGUUGACUAUUGUGGUUACAUCUAUACUGCUGAUAGCUUGUCAAGGUGUUUAAAGAAGUGUGUGUCAAGCUGCCUGGGUCAUUAAUACAUAUUCUUCAUCUAAACCGGAACCCAUGUGGUGCAGCUCUAGUCUCUAAUAAUCAUCUACAUGCCUCUAAUGACUGUGAUAAAUCUCCUUGAGCCUUACCUAAGGCGCUUUUUACGGAACUGUCACACUGAGGAUACCUCACAUUAGCGGUCUGAGGAGUGGCUCAGUCUGCUUCUGGGACAUAGCUACCUGUCUCAUCUCUCUCCUGCUCGCCUUCGAGGUGUUCAGAUGCAGCCACCGUCUGCAUGAUGCCAUAAAAUAUGGGAUACGAGCGAACAAAAUAUGGCUGUACGUCAUUAGGGGCGAGUGCUUGAUGAGCAGAGGCAUUUCUAUGAGGGAUGGCGCUGAUCCACAAACUUUAUUGCUCCAGGGGUGUCUGAGGUCAGAAGCUGGCAAGCGUUUUAUCAGCAGAAGUCAGUUUCCACAUUGUUGUUGUUAAUGAGGAUCAGGAAUGUCCCACAGUUCCUAGCUACAUACACACCACAGUCAGUAUGUCCUAAGACUGCCUGCUGUGAGGAGCUGCUGUUGCAUGCCUUCUGCAGAAAUGGUACAACAGCGCCACACAGCAGGCAGUCUUAGGACUUGACUGUGCUGUUAGCUGCCAAGAAAUCACAAAAUAACAGGGUACAGACUUGAAUUUCCCAAAAGUGCCAAAAAAUGUCACUGUUCCUGUACCUGAGUUGUUGUUGUUGUUGUUGUUGUUGUUGUUGUUGUUUUGGUUUACAUUUGAACGGUUUGAAAAUUAUGGCCAGAAUGACAUACGAUGAAGUGUAGUCCUCAUGACAAAAUAUGUUCAUUACUUCACCACGAGUGCAGUCAUGUUGCUGUAGGAAUGUGUCAACUUUUACAAGGCUUAAGUGGGCUGGUCGACUGCCGGGAGUGUGUUACGAAGUGCUGUGUUUCGUGUGUGAGAAAACGGACGUGAGCAGUAAUGGUUGCGUGGCUCAAUGGAACAAUAGAUCACUUUGACCCAACAACGCAAGCGUAAAUAUAUUUACAUUUGUUUAGUGUGUGUGUUUUUUUUAUAUGUGCUGUUGCAUCCUGUUGGUGUAGUUUGAGUUGUGGACAGAAGUGAGCUGCGAGCCCAUGGAAAUAAAAGAAAAUCUUUGGUUUCACUUUGUAUAAAAUGGAGUUUGUGGAACAAGCUGGUCUUAAAAACAAACACGAACAUGUUCCAAAAUGUGCCAAAAGUUGUUUGUUUCUGGAUUUGAACGUGAAUUAUUUUUGACAUUCCAGUUUUUGUGUGGGAAAGCUAACUGGAAGAAGAGCCUUUUAUAAGCUUGAACAAUCAGGGAAAUGUGGAGGAAAUAAGUUGACUUAAAUGUGAUUUGAUUGUACAUCAUUGUAGAAAGUUAUUAAAAUGUGUUUGA